AUGGCUCAGCUUGAUUACAACAACUACAAAGUGGCAUGGAUCGCCCCGCUAGAGAUCGAGGCUCAGGCAGCAAUGUACAUGCUCGAUGAUGUCCACACGGGCAGAUUCCCAGUACGAGAGGGUCAAGACUACCCCUUCAUCGCAGGUUGUAUGUGCGGGCACAAUGUUGUCAUCGCCAGCUUUGCCUCUGGGCAAGAAUAUGGUACAGAGCAAGCCGCCAGUCUCGCCGGCCAGUUGAAGAUUCUAUUUCCUAGGCUCUGGUUUACGCUACUGGUUGGUGUCGCAGCAGGGCUUCCAAGCCCCCAACGAGACAUCCGUCUUGGAGAUGUCCUUGUUGCACACUCCGACGGUGAAGUCCCUGCUAUUGUGGCUUACCAUCUCGGCAAAGAAACAUCCGAGGGACUCAAGCUACUUCAUGAUGGACGAAGCCAACUUCCUACGAACCCCGUUGUGACAUCCGCUUUCUCAAAGAUCAAGAUUCCGGACCCCAUGUGUUAUAUCAACAGAUUCCUGGACCACUUUAACGCCAUGCAAUACAAAGAGCACACGAAGGGAAACUUCAAAGAUCCUGGUCAAUCUCAAGACAAGCUGAACGAAACGACUUCGAGUGGAGAGAAAGCCGCCGCUCUCCGGGAAUUACGGCCAGACAACAGGCGUACGAAAGUGUGGUAUGGGCCGAUUGGCUCGGGCGACAAAUUGAUGAAGAAUGCUAAGGAGAGAGAUAUGUUGAGAGACAAAUACAGUAUAAUUGGUCUAGAGAUGGAGGCAGCAGGAGUCAUGAACCGUCUUAAUGUCGGUGUCAUCAGAGGGGUAUGCGACUACGGGGACGAGCAGAAGAACAAGGAGUGGCAGCCUUACGCGGCUGCAAUGGCUGCCGCAUACGCCAAACAAGUAUUGCUUGAGAUCAGCGUUGUCCCAUCCGACGCUGGUCUUCAUAUUCGAACGCCUGAGGAGGCCAGGUACAACGAGCAGCCGGGAUCCUUGAGCUCCAAAACUCAUGCCCGGAUGCGAGAGCCAGCUGUCAGAAAGCCCGGCUUACCGCCCAGUCCUGCUUCGUCAGAUAUCGAGAUGGACUCAGAUCAUCAAACUGAUGGUACUCGCCUGCGAGCUCGGGCAACAGACAUUGUGUGGCCAGAGAUGCGCAAUGAGAGACCGGCUCUAGCAUCGAAAUUCGUGAAACGCAAGAGGUUUCCAGAAUGCCUCCAAGCAAACAGUUCGUUGUGGAACGCUGAAGAGAGACAGUCUCCGAUGAAGCUUCUUGUACACGGCGUGACUGGCGUUGGGAAGAGCCAAAUCUGUCUGCAAGCAAUUGCUGAAAAUGAAACCAGAUUCAGGGCGGUCUUCUAUGUUGACGCCAGCAGUAGAAAGUCGGCAAAUAGUAGCUACCUUGCCAUAGCUGGAGUCAGCGGAACUUUGAUAGACACGUCGGGCAUUAGCUCCGACGAGAACAUCUCUCAACAAAUCUCACGCACGAGAUUCUGGAUGAGCAAUCUCGAAGAACCUUGGAUUCUCUUCAUCGACAAUGCCGAACCCUCAGUGGCCGCUGAUUUGGAUGACUAUCUUCCUCGCCAAGGCUGUGGCGUCAUCAUUAUUACGACUAUCGACGGACAGGUCGCUUCAUCCUGCGAUAUUCACGAAAAUGUCCGUCCGAUGGACUCAUGGGAUGCCAACGAACUGAUUCACAACUUUGUGGAUGCCACAAAGGACUUCAGUGAAGACGAGUGGGAGGCGAUCGAAACCUUGGCCUCUGAAACGCUUGGAGGGCUGCCGCUCGCUAUUGUGCAGGCUGGUUCUUACAUUGCCAACAACCCAAACAGCCUGGUGGACUACUGCUACGACUUCCGGCAAGCAUUCCAAACAAACCUCGGAGAACUUCCUGACUUGUCAUCAGGGAGUGGUCAGAGCAAAUCCGCUUCACACGCAUUAGGCGCCACCAUGGCCCUUGUCGAGAACUCGCCCGAGACCAUCGAGCUUCUUCGUACACUUUGCUUCUUUCACAAUGAGAGUAUUUCGGAACAAAUUUUCGAAGAAGCUUGGAACAACUUGACGAUAGCUUCUCCAGGAAAGUCUUCGCAGUGGGCACACUGGGCACCUCUUGUGCCGCUCUUGGAUCCCACAAGUGCUCAGUGGCGCACACCCGGUCUCCGCAAAGCGUUCAAUACCCUAUGUCGGUAUAGUUUGCUCGUCUGCGAUGCAUCGUACUCCAGCAAGUACUCGAUGAACAAGCUCGUACAGACGAAUUGCAGGGAGUCGCUCUCAAUAGAGGAUCGAAACAAGUAUGCCUAUCAAGCAGCUUGUCUAUCAGCACUCGCCUUGGCCAAUGAGCCGGUUUCUACGACUGCAUCACGGAUGGAUAACCCUUCAGGUGUCGAUCUUCAAAAAGCCAUGAUACCACAUAUCGAAUCGUUUACUUCAAAUGGUUUGAUGGGCAAUUGGGUGGAACUCGCUGAGAUCGAGAGACGACUAGAGAUCAUGCUCAUACUGGCAAACACAUAUUCAUCAACAGGUCAUUUCAGAGACGCGGGGGAUAUUCUGAAGGAAGCCAUCGAAAUCUGCAAGGAUACCUCGGUCCCUGAUUCAUUGACUCUGCAAGUUAAUGAGCAGGUAGCCGACUGCUACUUUCACACCGGCCAUCACGUAGAAGCACUGAGGUAUCAGCCCGGCGUUGUUCAAGCCUAUCAGCAGUGGGGAGCAGGCUUCGAUUAUCUCUGGUCUGCUCAAAUCAACCAUGCGGACUCUUUAUGGUCCACUGGGCAGCGGAGUGAGGCAUUGGCAAUGGCGGAAGCGGCCCUUGCUACGUGUGGCUCGCACAACUUGCCCGCCGAUGAUCCCAAGAUGGUACGAACACGGCUUCUGGUGGCAGACUUCCUCCACGGAUCUGGAGGCCAACGUCGGGCUCUUGAACUACGACAAGAAACCGUACGGGAUCUGCAGAGAAGAGUUUCUGUAAUCUCAGGAGAACGUCUGCGCAUCCUUGAAGCAAAAAGUGCGCUGGGUGACAGUUAUGAUUGGGACGGCCGGCUUCUCAAGUCGAUGUCAUUGCGAAAGAAGGUCCACAAAGCGAUGCUUGAGCUCCUCGGCGUCGAUCACCCCGACACCUUGCAUGCAUUCGACCGACUUGCCGACACCAGAAGCCUGGUCGCCCACACUCAAGAAGAAAAGGAGGAGGUGUGCAGGCUCAGAGAAGAGGCCGUGACCUCGUGGAGGCGAGUUCGGGGAGAAGGUCAUCCUCAAACUAACGAAGCAAGAGUCAACUUGGGUCACAGCUACACUGCUGCUUCUAGAUUUGAGGAGGCUCUCGCUGAGCAGGAAGAUGUCCUGGCCAUGCGCAACGAAAAGGUGUUCAACGACGCUGUUGCGACUGACGUCUAUCUUGUAUCCGUCGCUAACGUCGCGGAUGCAUUGUGGAGAGUAGGCGAUAUCCAAGAAGCUUACAGUCGUCUGGAAGAUGGACUGGAAGAGGCAAAAGUCAUGGAAGACUUGGAUGCCAUAUUCUCGAUCAGAAGUUACGCUUCGACUUUCCUCUCACGACAAGGCAGAGAAGAUUCUAUACUGAAGGCUAUCAACCUCCGGCAGGACCUUUUCAAAGAUCAGGAAGGCGCAUUUGGUGAGGGAGAUGUCAGAACCCACCAGACGCAGCUCCUGUUGGCCAUGGAUCUCGCCAAACUAGGGAUGUUCCCUCAGGCAAUCCAAGUCCAUGAGAAACUGCUGCAAAGACAAAUCGAGGACCCGGGCGAAGAGAGCCAAGGAACCCUGGACAACAAGAAGGCGCUCGCUUCAGUGUUAAGCGCUGUUAACGCCGCACCUCAAGCGGCUGUGUUGAUGAAUGAGGUCAUGCAGGUUGAGACCAAACACCUCGGUCGAGACCACCCCCGUACACGGGAGACGGGAGCCCUUCUUCAUCGCUAUUAUCAAGAGGCCGGGGACGCCCAGGCGGCUUUUCAAGUGGUAACUUGGCUGAACACGCAGCCAAUCGGCAACGGAGAGCACCAUGAAGACUCGGAUUCUAAUGACGAGGAAGAGGACAACGUGUCUCGAGUCGGUAGCGCCCAUAGGAACUUGACACCCGUGACGAGCCCUGCGUGA
This is a messenger RNA of Colletotrichum lupini, 4086 nucleotides long. RefSeq lists its product as uncharacterized. The record is from RefSeq and is a predicted model, not a curated record. Gene Ontology annotation, molecular function: protein binding; catalytic activity. The transcript has 5 exons. NCBI's taxonomy places the organism in Eukaryota, Fungi, Ascomycota, Sordariomycetes, Glomerellales, Glomerellaceae. Gene Ontology annotation, biological process: nucleoside metabolic process. The coding region runs from base 1 to 4086 and encodes 1361 amino acids.